Molecule: messenger RNA, 1209 nt
Organism: Arabidopsis lyrata subsp. lyrata
Lineage: Eukaryota; Viridiplantae; Streptophyta; Magnoliopsida; Brassicales; Brassicaceae
Product: 26S proteasome non-ATPase regulatory subunit 14 homolog
Exons: 6
Coding region: 105-1031 (308 amino acids)
Biological process (GO): proteasome-mediated ubiquitin-dependent protein catabolic process; protein deubiquitination
Cellular component (GO): proteasome regulatory particle, lid subcomplex
Molecular function (GO): proteasome binding; protein binding; metallopeptidase activity
Source: RefSeq, a predicted model, not a curated record
UGUUAACAAAGAAAACUGCGAAGGUUUUUUAAUAAGAUCCCAUUGUUGUAGCAAACCCAGAAGAAGAAACUCUCGAAGAAGACGACUAAUUGAUUCAUCUGAUUAUGGAGAGACUACAGCGAAUCUUCGGAGCUGGUGGCGGUUUGGGCCACGCAUCGCCUGAUUCUCCGACUCUCGAUACAUCGGAGCAGGUCUACAUCUCUUCUCUCGCUCUCCUCAAGAUGCUCAAGCACGGAAGAGCUGGUGUUCCUAUGGAAGUCAUGGGAUUGAUGCUUGGAGAGUUCGUGGAUGAGUACACUGUUAGAGUUGUGGAUGUUUUUGCGAUGCCUCAGAGUGGUACUGGUGUUAGUGUUGAAGCUGUUGAUCAUGUUUUCCAGACUAAUAUGCUCGACAUGCUUAAGCAGACUGGAAGACCUGAAAUGGUUGUUGGUUGGUAUCAUUCACAUCCUGGAUUUGGCUGCUGGCUUUCUGGGGUUGACAUUAAUACCCAACAGAGUUUUGAAGCUUUGAACCAGCGAGCUGUAGCAGUGGUGGUAGAUCCGAUUCAGAGUGUGAAGGGAAAGGUGGUGAUUGAUGCGUUCCGCUCCAUUAAUCCACAGACCAUUAUGCUUGGGCAGGAACCCCGUCAAACCACAUCGAACCUUGGGCACCUAAACAAACCAUCGAUCCAGGCCUUGAUUCAUGGGUUGAACAGACACUAUUACUCAAUAGCGAUCAACUACAGGAAGAACGAGCUUGAGGAGAAGAUGUUACUGAACCUCCACAAGAAGAAAUGGACAGAUGGUCUGACGCUAAGACCCUUUGACACCCACUCCAAGACAAAUGAACAGACGGUCCAGGAGAUGUUGAGCUUGGCUGCUAAAUAUAACAAGGCGGUUCAAGAGGAGGACGAGUUGUCACCAGAGAAGCUGGCAAUUGUGAAUGUGGGAAGACAAGACGCAAAGAAGCAUCUGGAAGAACAUGUUUCCAACCUCAUGUCAUCCAACAUUGUUCAGACACUAGGCACUAUGCUCGACACUGUUGUCUUCUAGAGAGCUUACUUCUCCAGCGCUUCAAAUCAUUGAGCUUUGUUCUUCUGCAUCUCCUUGGUUUCUUUCUACUGAAUGUUCUCUUUUUAUCUCUUAUCAACUAGGCAUUUUACAAGGUUGUAUUGUACUAUGUGAUUUCGUUCGUUUAAGGCCAGGGAUUGAUUUAUAUUUCUUUGCAUUA